AUGGGACGGAGGGAGUAUAACAUAUUGAUCUAUCAUACUAUUUUUUUUAAAAAAGUUGAUAACGUUUUAAUUUACAUGCAAAACGAGAGUAUAAAUAGAGUUUUCCAAUUCGUGUUUUUUUACACGCAUAAAUAAGAGCACACACCACGGACAGACGCAAUCGCAUGCAAACGUAUCGCCUUCAAUUUUCACGACACGAGCUGUGUGUGUUGGAUAGCGUGACGUGAUGGAGCAAGGCGGCGGCGCCGCCGACGGCGGCGACCUCAUCUCCCUGUGCCUCAUGGCGCUCGCCGCCGCGGCGCGCGGGGAGAGCACCGCGCUGGCGCUGGCGCUGGCGCCGCCGCCGCCGGAGCUCCACUUCCGGUGCUCGCUCUGCGGCAAGGCGUUCGCGUCGUACCAGGCGCUCGGCGGACACAAGGCGAGCCACCGCAAGCCAUCGGCGGCGGCGGCGGCGCCGCCCGCGCACAGAGACGUCGUCGUUGCUGCUGCUCCGGCAUCAUCAGGCCGCGUCGCCGCCGACGCCGACGCCGCCUCGGAGGCGGACGGGCGGCGGCGGCGGCACGUCUGCUCGCUGUGCCGGCGAGGAUUCGCCACCGGGCAGGCGCUGGGCGGGCACAAGAGGUUCCACUACUUGCAUGGCCCAUCGGUGUCGGCGACGGUCUCCAGUGCAGCGACGGCGGCGAGCGUGGGCGCCGCUUUCGACCUAAACGUGGCGCCCAUCAAGGAGAUCGCCGGCGAGCAACGACGGUGCGGCGAGGAGGCCGACGACGACGAUGAGGCGGAGAGCCCUUCACCGGCCAAGAAGCCACGACGCCGGCCAGGAUGAGAUCCUCCACGUUAGUAUAUAUGAAGUACUAACCAUCCAAUUAUAUACAUAUAGCUCGUUGAGCAUGUAUGUAUACAACCGGUAGAGAAAGCAGAGGCUGCUCACGUCGUCACGCGUGUGCUCCGAUCGAUAACUUUAGGGUGUGCAAUUGUAAAUAAAAAAAGGGAGAUUCGGAGGGAAAGACGUCCUCCAGACAGAGAUUAAACACGGGCUCGAUGUUAAAAUUACACAUCUCUUUUCACUGCA
This is a messenger RNA of Oryza sativa Japonica Group (Japanese rice), 1072 nucleotides long. Its product is annotated as zinc finger protein 36-like. Gene Ontology annotation, molecular function: DNA-binding transcription factor activity; transcription cis-regulatory region binding. NCBI's taxonomy places the organism in Eukaryota, Viridiplantae, Streptophyta, Magnoliopsida, Poales, Poaceae. Gene Ontology annotation, cellular component: nucleus. The record is from RefSeq and is a predicted model, not a curated record. Gene Ontology annotation, biological process: regulation of DNA-templated transcription.